This is a messenger RNA of Truncatella angustata, 687 nucleotides long. RefSeq names its product acyl-CoA N-acyltransferase. The transcript has a single exon. Lineage: Eukaryota; Fungi; Ascomycota; Sordariomycetes; Amphisphaeriales; Sporocadaceae. The coding region runs from base 1 to 687 and encodes 228 amino acids. The record is from RefSeq and is a predicted model, not a curated record. Gene Ontology annotation, molecular function: acyltransferase activity, transferring groups other than amino-acyl groups.
AUGGAAUCUAUGUCAGCCGUGUUCGCGGGCGCCUUCAAAUCCGAACGUCUGGUCUACCGGAGCAUGGAAGAUACAGAGGCAGACAGAGAUUGGAUGUGGAAGAACCUUUGGAACAAUCCAGUCAAUGUGGGCUUGGCCAAUCUUGCGACAUUCGUGCCACCCUCGCAAAGGAAUUUCAAGAAAGAUUGGGAGCAGAUAUUGUCCAGAGCCCUGGUCGCAGUCUUCAUUUGCCUACCGCCCCCAAAGAAGGCGGAGGGUGUGGACUCCGACCCAGCUGAUAAGGCACAGGAAAAAGAUGUGAAAGACGAUGGAAGCACGAUCAUUGGCAUGAUUUGCCUCUCGAAAUAUGCCAUCGACACCUUCAAAAGGCGUACUGGCAUUGGCCUGCAAAUCGCAGAUGAAUACCAAAACAAAGGAUAUGGGAGAGAGGCUAUAAACUGGGCGCUCGACUGGGCUUUCAACUUUGGCGAUAUGAACAAGGUAGAGAUUGGGACUGCAUCGUAUAAUGACAGGGCAGCAGCAUUGUACGAGAGUAUUGGGUUCAAGCGCGAGGGUGUCAAGCGGCAUGCAUUUUUCAUGAACAGAAAGUAUUGGGAUAUCAUUGAUUUCGGCAUGCUCAUGGACGAAUGGGAGGAAUUGAGGGGGCUGAAGGCAGAGGCCAACGAUGUUCCUCUUGGGAAAAAAUAA